UUAUACGCAAGCGAUUCUCGGAACGCUCUUAGGAUUACGAUUGAGUUACAGGUGGGAAAAAGUAACUAAGUUAAGUUACAGUUUCGUUACAAAUAACGAGUUACUUCCCAAUCCUGCAAAAUGGAUAGCAUUCCUUUUAUAUUUGACUUUGAAAUAGAUAUCUAUGUACCAUUAAUAAAUGCUACGAAUCAAAAGUCUAUACAAAAAUAAGCAAGAAACAUAUGUUUCUGUUUAAUAAAAUAUGUAAGUAUCAUAUUUAUCAAUGUAAUUUAACACUAUGUAAUUAUUGUUUAAUAUGACUCUGUCAAUUAUACUAACAGUAGAUAAUUUUGUCAAAGUACCCAAUGUAGUGGCUGAAGUUAGAAAUGCAUAUAACCUCGAUCUUAACAACAGCACUUUGGCCUGUGCCACACAAUCCGUAAUACAAGCAUUUGAUCCUAUUCAUCAUAGCAUCCUUUGUAAUAAAGAUCGACCAGUACAACCAGUACCUGAUGCCAAACAUUUUUUAUUGGUUGAAAAGAUUUCAUGGCAAACUUUCAAAGUUACUGACUCUACAAAUGUUCGAGAAAUAUAUAAAUUACAGCAUCCUCCAGUAAACUGACUAGGAGAAUAUAUGACCUUUUGCUUUAAGGGGUAGGUUUUUAGUCCACUCU
Molecule: messenger RNA, 653 nt
Organism: Odontomachus brunneus
Lineage: Eukaryota; Metazoa; Arthropoda; Insecta; Hymenoptera; Formicidae
Exons: 3
Coding region: 296-601 (101 amino acids)
Source: RefSeq, a predicted model, not a curated record